Brassicogethes aeneus is the source of this 651-nucleotide messenger RNA. Lineage: Eukaryota; Metazoa; Arthropoda; Insecta; Coleoptera; Nitidulidae. The record is from the annotation of a GenBank genome assembly.
ACCGAAUAAUAAAAUCCUAGGAGGAAGAAGAUUAGCCUAUAAAUAUUGAUCGUUUAAAAAUGAAUUUUUUACAAAAAUUUACCCCAAAAAUUACCAGAUUGAUAAAAUUUCAAUAUGUUAACCCAUUUUCGAGUGGAAGUUUAUAUGAACCGGAUUAUUUAGAGGGUAUGAAAUCAAAAGUACCUCUUUACGAUACACUCAACAUAGAGUUAAGAGGAUAUGAUUACCCAAUACUGGAAAGCUACCAAAAAUACUUAAACAAAUUAAUAACAAAUAUGGAUAUUACUGUUGAAGAUGCCUGGGCUACUCCAGCACAAGAUUUACAGCUAACAACUUAUAAACCAAAUAGUGAACUUGUCAAUACACAAUACAAGUUAAGAAAAUAUCACAGGACAUUACAAAUUACAGAUAUCUCCUCAUUACAGCUUCCAAUGUUACUUAGAGUGCUUGAAAGUAGUACACCACCUGGAGUUACUAUUAAAGUUUUACCACAUGAAGAUGAUCAUGAAGAAGUUCGAUAUGUUCCAGAUAGUGAAUUAUUACAAUUAAAACACGAACUUGAUGAACUAGGAGGGCCAAGUAAAAAGAAAUAAAUAAUUAUUAUGUAGGUUAACUGUAUUUUAUUAAAUAAAUAAAUACAUUUUAUUAACC